AGUCCUACCAUUCCAUGAGUCACAUGUAACAUCACAUGGUGACAGCCUUGAGACAAUACAGUGCAAUUCAACACUAUGGCAUUGUUGUGAUUAUUUCAUGAAGUUGGUCCCAGAAAAAGUAUUGAUGCUCCAUGUUGUAUCUGGUGUUGUGUUGGAUGGCAAUUCUAUUGAAAAGUGUUUCUAAUAUUUUGUCCACGUGCUGUUUGUUUAAAUGUAGAGCAAUAGGGCCCAGGUGGAUUAAUUUAUGGUAUUUGCGUUCUGUAGCUCUAAAGUAUCUUUCUGUAAAUGGAUAUAUUGUAAAGGAAAAUCUGCCCACCCCCUCGCUAUAGUAACAAGUGAUGCAACAGCCCCAGACCCCCGACCGCGUUAAAGCUCCGCUGCUUGGCAACGCGUAAACUUUCACGAGCAGAGGCAUCUCCAAACAAACCUACUUCCGGGAAGCUACUUGACUUGUUCGUUUCUUGGUAACUUGGCUUUCAGAUUUAUCACAGCAAGUGCAAUGUCCAAGGCAGGGCCAAGGAAAAGGGAGUCCUCCUCCAGCAAAGUCUCUUUAUCCGACCGUCAGACAGAAGCAGCGUCCCUAGCUGCCACUUCCUCUGAGAGCCUAGGAGGUGUGUGGAAAUGCAGAUUCCCUCUUUGGCCUGAGUGGAACGAUGCAGAAGUCAACAAGGAGAAAUGGGACUCAAGUAAAGGAGCUGAAGAUGGAAAGACAAGCAAGAGUCCCAAUGCUCCAUUUUUUGAAGAUCCUGAGGGAAAAAUUUCCCUGCCUCCAUCUUUGAAAGUGCACUCCUGGAAACGCCCUACAGAGUUUAUUCUCAACAAGGGUCCCAUCGUUGUUGAAAAUCAAAUGACGUUUGACCUAAUCUCCCCCAAUGAUCAUCUGAUUUGCAGUGAGCUGAUGAGGUGGAUCAUUGGUGAGAUCUAUAUUGUUUGGACGGUGUAUGGCAGCACAUCUGCAGAACAAGAGGGUUGGAAACCUUGGGAGCACAUCUACUCGCUGUGUAAGGUGGUGAAAAGUCAUGUGCCGCUCUACAACAACUAUGGAAAAUACUUGGUCCGGCUCUACUGGAUGGGCUGUUGGAGGAAGAUAACAGUAGAUGACUGCAUGCCGUUUGAUGAAAAAAAUAACCUUCUCCUCCCUGCCUCCACCUGUCAAUCAGAGCUGUGGCCAAUGCUAUUGGCUAAGGCUCUCAUUAAAGUGGCCAAUACAAAUGUAGUGUCAGAGGUCUGUGGGGAGAUGGGUGAGUUCACCUUUAUCCAUACCCUCACUGGCUGGAUCCCAGAAAUCAGGCCUGUAAAAUCUGUAUACCUGGGGAAAAUUUGGGAUUUCUUACAAGAUACCAUUCCUAUAUUUACACACCCGGAAGAGAGUUCGCCAGAGACAAAGCCUCAGACUGCAGAUCCAACUGCAGGGAGAGAUUCCAGCCUGAAUGACAGUACCCCCGAGGUAGUGGUGUGUGCCAGCUACUACCCUUUUCAGCCGAAUAACAAUUCCUUUGGGUUUGGCCAAAUGGCUAAUUCUUCAGAGUUCCUGCGUAGGUACAGUCUCUCCUUGCUGUACAGCCACAUCGCCCUGUUGACCAGAACCCGCGCUUGCCAGCUGGAGGCACCACCCAAACCACUACCUGUUCCCCGAUGGAAACUCAUCCGCCAGCGCAAGGAGAUUGUGGUCACUGAUGAACCUCGGAAGCUCCCUUUGUCAAAACCAGAGCAGUUCAUUGAGGUUGCCAGCCCUUUUCUCUCCUACCGUGUCAGGAGCAACGUUGGCUCAGUCCCAGAGCUAGGGGCCAAGCAGAGCGCUCAGAAGAAGUGUUCCCACGGAUCCCCGCUGGUUUCCAUUGCUGAGAGAGAAGAGACCGAAUGCCGAGAAGGCCUUGAGCCUGAUGCAGCUAACUCACCAAGCAGCACUCGGAGAAUAAAGGUUACUACAGAGGACAGGAAGAAGGACAAUGAUGACAACUCCAGUGAUUGGCCCAAAACUGCAACGAAGCAGCCUGUAACUGAGGAACUCUCAGCUCCCGUCAAACCCAUCCUGCAGGAGACCUGGAUGGACCUGGAUGACUUUGUUAAAUGCUUUCAGACUCUGUUUGUGUUCCAUAAAUCACAGAUCUACCCACAUCAUAUCCACAAAUCUCAUUUUAAGAGCACCAUCCUGUCCAAAACUGCAACAGGCAGCAACUGCACUGGAUCGUCUACACACUCACUUACCACCAGAUCCCUGCCUGUGACAUCUGCUGUAGCAAGCCCUGAAUGUACAGAGGUGAAAGGCACUCACUACCUAUGUGUGGACAGCCUGCAACCUUCCCAGAUCCUUAUCAGCUUCUCUGCUCUGCUUCUCUGGGGAGAUACAGCUGUGGAGAAAAAGGAAAUGUCAGCGGCGUGUAGAUCUGCAGUUCUUAUCGCCCAACCGCACUCCUGGAAAAGUCUGCAGUCACAGCUGCCUGUUCUCACGAUCAAGACCACCUCCUCCAAGGCAGCCAUGCUUAACUUACCUCCAGGGCGCCAUGUGUUAUCCUUCCACACAAAGGCAGCACUGGGCUACCACGUCCACCUGUGCAGCAAGACACCUUUCAUCUUUGGGGAUGAAGAAACCAUAAUGUCACAACUUACCAAGGAAAGUGCUCGUUUCACUGAGCAAGCUUCGUCCAUCUUGAGAGCCCUGUCCAGAGUGGUGGAUUCCUUUAGUGAUGAGCAGGACCAUCCAGCCACCAGAAGAACCCUAGAAGAGGCUCAUUGUCCUCAAAACAUCAACACCACCUUGGGAAAAUGGGAACACAACAAGCUGUUUAACUCUGCAGUUUACCACAUGCUGUGUGAGUCUCUGGGCAGGAAUCUGACGACAGAUGAGCAAUUUGCUGUACUGGCCCUCACUGCUGACCCUUCACUUUUAGCCACUGUCUGCAAAGAAGACUCCCCUGCAUUAGAUGCAGAAUCAAAGCCUCCAGAAAACUGGAGAGACAGGGAACCGACAGACAAGGAGGUCAAGGCAUUCACGGUUCUGCAGGCUGGAGGGCACUUGGUGCAAGAAAUCAUUAAUGCCUCGAAACCUGGGACGAAGGAGAAUCUCAUGGCAUCGAAGAUCCUUUUAGACAUGUGGCCGAAAGUUGAAUCAGAUGCAGACAAACAUGCUGUCUUUUUGCUACGGUAUAUCAUUGACCACGUCGAGAUGAAAGCGAAGCUCUACCCCUGUCAGCAGGAUGAAUGGACCAGAAUCAACUUUGCUGAUUACUCUGUCUCUCUUCAAGACACAGCCAACUCCUGGGUCUUGGUCUUUAGAGAGAUAUUCCUGGUUCCUAAGGAGAUGCUGCUGGUACCAAAGGUCUACUCCCCAAUUCCUAAUUGCCUGCUGCACGUCAUAAAUAAUGACACAGGAGAGGAGCUGGACAUGGUCUUCAACAAACUAGCCACCCACGUCUAUCAACCCAACAAGCUUGGCUAUACCUUUGUAGCAGAGGCUGUCACACCUGAAUCACCCCGUGUUGGUGCCAAGUGGAGGAUGCGCUUGAUCGGUUCAGGAGAACCCCUUCCAAAAAUGUCCCGUGAGGAUCCACUCAACACGUUCUCAGUGAAGGAAUUCCAGGAUUAUUACAUUCCCAAUGACGAAAAGCUCAUAUGUCGUUACUCUGUGCAGGUGACAACAGACGUCCUAGGAACAAUUCAGUUUCAGACUUCCAAGCCAGAUGUAUUUAUACAUCUGUCCAUUUUGGACCAGGAGAAAGAGGUGGCCAGCAACACUGGGAAAGGCCAUGUGGUAAUUCCUGUGUUCUGCUUCCUGGCCAACAAAGCCCCCGGUUACACAAAUGAGAAGAACCAGAACCAGAAGGGAUGCCCCACCCAAGACAACGGGGUCAAGGUGUUAGACACUCCCCUACAAGAAGCUGAGAAAUCAGACUCCACGUUUAACCAGCAGCCGCCUCCCACAGAGACUAUGGGUCAUAAGUAUGUGGUGCAGGCAGAGGUGCUUUAUAAGAGCUGGGAUUUGGAUGAAUCUCAGUUGGCUUUUGUCCAUAUGCUCAGAGGCUUGGAGAAGAAUGAAAUGAGAGUAUACAAGCUUGAGGACUUGAAGCGUUCAUCCACCGCUGACACGCCGAGCCAUCAUGGGCACAAAUCUGACACCCCCAAAACCAACCGCAAAGGCGAAGGUGACAAGGAGAAGGGGAAGCCAGCUGCCAUGUCCAAAUCUGGCUCCAGGCAGGAAACGAGGCUCGACCUGACUAAGCCACACUGGACACUGCGUGUGGUCACUGACAAGAGUAAAGCAGAAGGCAUCGAGGUGAAGAAGGACACAGAGAGAAUGGACCAGAUUAAAUCCAUUAAAGAGGCUUGGGAAAUGGUUGAGCCAGGCCGCUGUGCCAAGGCUUUACAAUCUCGACUCCAGUUUCUUAACCAAGGCCAACAUCAAGCAAGUGAUGAAGCUACUUCAGAUAACACAGAAAGCAGAGAGCAUGCUCCUUCCAAAUCUGGUCCUGACACCUCUCUCAGUCCAUCCAAUCAGAAGUUGACUAAUACCUCCUCCACCUAUCCCCACAUGGACUAUAUGCCCUUCAUCAGACGGCAAAAGGAUUUUCCAGCGCUGAUGGACUCACAGAUGGAGGAGAUCCAGCGGAUGCAGCGCUUAGAAAAGAUCCAGACGUACCGUUUGGUCCGAGAAAAUGUGCUGGAGCACCAGAAACAACAGGAACUCAACAGGAGGGAGCUAAUGAGACGCCAGCUGGAGAUGUAUGAGAACAUGCAGGCAGCCUUGUGGCACCGCUGUAAGAAAUUUCUCGAUGCUUGUGAGACAUUAAGUAGCCAUCAGAUGGCGACCGUGAAAAAGGAACAAGAAGAGAAACAAGCUCUGGAGGAGGCCCAGCAGGCAGUUCUAGAAAAAACAACCCCCACCUCUGCUGCCACCCAGCAGCCCAACAAACGUGCCAAGAGUGCUGGCAAAAAGAAAUGAUGGCCAUUGGCACCAACUUCCGGUCUCAGUGCUCCUCUCAGGCACCUCUCAACAAGUCUGUUUGAGCACUGAAGGAUCUUUGGUUGAUCACAACAUUCUGGCUUCUACUUGAUGAAACAACACCUGACCAAAAGAUUGUUGAUUCGCUCAAUUCACGGCUGCGAGUGCUUUGUCUCUGUCUUAUGUCUUUUCACUCUCUACGAAUAUGAAAUUAAGGACUCUUAAAGAGUCAGUUUGUUAAGUUUUGUAAUGUUUUUACCUUUUUUUUUUUUUUCUUAACCAAAGAUGUUAUAACUUUCACAAUAUUUAUGCUGUAUUUCAUAUUUAAUCGUAUUCUUAUGGCACACAUGUAUAUCUUUCAUCUGUCAUCUGUAACCUGUAUUAACAAAGCCACUGUUCACCUAAAAAAUCAACCUUUGUAGUUGUUGCUCAUUUUCCCAUAGAACAUAUCCGAUAUAUCAAAUUCUGAAUGACAAAAUGGGCGUUACUGGCUGUGUGCAGACUUGUAAAUCAACUUUCUCUUGCAUAGCACUGAGAAUAUCAAGCCAUCUCACUUGCAAUGUAUGGCUUUGAGUUUUU
Molecule: messenger RNA, 5518 nt
Organism: Xiphias gladius (swordfish)
Lineage: Eukaryota; Metazoa; Chordata; Actinopteri; Istiophoriformes; Xiphiidae
Gene: adgb
Product: androglobin
Exons: 35
Coding region: 500-4939 (1479 amino acids)
Biological process (GO): proteolysis
Molecular function (GO): oxygen binding; calcium-dependent cysteine-type endopeptidase activity; heme binding
Source: RefSeq, a predicted model, not a curated record